This is a messenger RNA of Lachancea dasiensis, 615 nucleotides long. The record is from the annotation of a GenBank genome assembly. NCBI's taxonomy places the organism in Eukaryota, Fungi, Ascomycota, Saccharomycetes, Saccharomycetales, Saccharomycetaceae.
AUGUCCCGCAAUCCGGCUGCGGGUCUCGAGAAUACGCUAUUCCAACUAAAAUUCACUUCUAAACAGCUUAAUAAGCAGGCCCAAAAAGCAGCUAAGGAGGAAAAACAGGAGGCUAACAAGUUGAAAAAGGCCCUUAAUGAAAGCGAGGAAAUUGCAAGACUUUACGCUUCCAACUCAGUUCGGAAGCGCAACGAGCGGCUCCAGCUACUAAAACUUGCAUCUAGAGUAGAUUCUGUUGCUUCAAGAGUUCAAACAGCGGUGACAAUGCGCCAAGUUUCAGGCAGCAUGGCCCAAGUGUGUCGUGGUAUGGAUAAAGCGCUGCAGAGCAUGAACUUGCAACAGAUUACAAUGAUCAUGGACAAAUUCGAGCAACAGUUUGAAGAUUUGGAUACUAGCGUUAAUGUUUAUGAGGAUAUGGGCGCAAAUUCGGAUGCUGUGGUUGUCGAUAACGAUAGGGUUGACGAACUGAUGAACAAAGUGGCAGAUGAGAAUGGGCUGGAACUCAAACAAAGUGCGGCUUUGCAAGAGGUACCAGAAGUGCCCCCGGCUACUGAAUCUAGUACAGAUGAGAAGGAGUUAAAGUUGGCGCAAAGACUUAAAGCGCUUCGUGGUUAG